AGCAUAUAUUUUUCUAUUUCAACAAUAAUAUAUCAGUGCAAGUGUUGAAAGAAAGUAUAUUCAUAAAAAAAUCAAAAAUGCAUUCUAAAAGUAAAUUUUUAAUAGCGCUUACUUUGAUUUCUUUACUGAUGGUUGAAAAAAAUUCAAUUUAUGGAAGAAACCAUGUAGAAGACACGGGAAUCAGGCCAUUCAAGGUUAAAAAUGAUAUUUGUUGUAUUUAUGAUAAUUCAUUAGUAAUUGAUUAUAUGUUGUUCAAAAGAAAAUAUAAGCCGUUGGUAGUAAUUAUAGCAGAUAAAUUUAUUGACAGUAUAAACAGAGUUAGAAGUUUGAGUGACAACAAAAGGAUAUUAAAUGAUAAUAGGAUCAAGAAAAAUCCUUAUUACAGUCAGUUAUAUCAAAUUAUAUUGGAAAACAUCUAUCUAUUCCAAGCGAAUGACACAUAUUAUUUUAUUUAUCCAGUAGAAUUUCAAGACCAUUUUUUGACCAUAUAUUCCCAAAAGAAGUUGUUAGAUAUCAAUUUAGGCAUUACUUUUGAUUUUGUUAAUGUAAAGAAAGAGUUUCCUUUCUAUGAAGAUAUUUUAAUUCCAUUGGAACCAAGCUGCACAAAUUGCACUCUUGUAAAAUAUGUAAACGAAAAAAUUCAGAAAGGUGAAAGCUUCUCCGAAUUAUUCGAGUUACGUAAACAAUUAUUUAGAGAAAAAGAAACAAAAAACUUAUCCUCUACAGAAGUUAACGAUUAUGAUAUUUGCGAUUCGAUUCGGUUUUACAUAAAUCCUCAAAGCAUGAGUUCUUUACUGCACUUUAACUCGACACUAAACAAAAUUCAAAACAAUAGGGAGAGUGCAGAAAAAAACAAAAGAUUUACUGUAGAAAGAAGUUUAAUUUGCUUGCAGUCAAGAGGUCUGGAAGUGACAGAAGAGAUUAUUUCCAGAAAUCAAAGUAAACCUAAUCUAAGAAAGCUUAUGAAUACGAUGGAUUAUUUACAUUGGAUUAUUAAUACUGUAUUUUCCUUAAAGAGCAAUGAUAGUUCAUUUGGCAGUCUCUGUGAAAAUAAACACGAAUUAGAAAUACUUAAAUUAUUUUGUUUUAUGAAACAAAUAUCAGAUGUUACAUCUCACAACAUACCAAUGUGGAUAGAUCACCUAAAACGGUUUGUUGCAAAACCAUUGAUAAGAAAAAUCGAUUGGUUUAGAAGAAUAAUAUUUUUGCAUACAAAUGAUUAUAUUAUUGGAAGUGAUGCAAUUUCCUCCGUACUUGAUGAUCUUAAACAGAAAAUGUUAACUGUUAGCGAAAAUUUAAGUUAUUUAAUGAAUAAUACCUAUAAGAUUGUUGUGGAUUCUUUGAGUGUAAAUACUAGUAAUGCCCAUACACCUACGAGCAGAUCAAUCUGUACUAUUUACGAACAUUGGAAAACAAUUGAUGAUCUACUUCUUGAGGUGAAAUUCAAGAAAUUAGUGAUAAUCGUGACAGAUAAUAUGAGAACAUUAUUUACAACUGUUAAACAAAUAAGAAAUAUUACAGUCGUAGUACCAAAAUUAAAGCGCAAAGAUCUUCAUCAUACAGAACAGUUUCUGUAUGAUGAAAUUAUGAAACAUAUUUAUUUGUUUCAACGCGAUGAUACUCAUUAUUAUGUUUAUCCAACAACCAUCAAUAGAUAUCGCGACUCAUUGAUUAGCUACAUUGAAUACAAGAUGAUUAAAGAUUAUAGCAAUGUUUUAUUUUAUUUUGUAAACUCUACAAAUUAUUUUUCUUUCGAUAAACCAAUUCAUCUUGAUCACAAUGAUUUGAUUGUUCCUGCACUACCCGAAUAUUGUAGCAUAUAUUCAGGAAACUGUCAGAAGCGCUUUAUAAAUCCUUUAUAUUUAAUAAAAGUACAUCAAGAAUUUCAUAAUCAGUUUCCAGAAUAUAUUUCUACAUAUGCUUCCCUUUAUGAAAACUUGACAAAAUUUAUAACUAAUAAAUUUAUAGUUUAUACAGGUGUUAAUUACAUGAUGUAUUCUAAAAAAUUUUAUGAAUUUUUCGAAAAACGACAAAUUUUUUUUGAUACAAUCUAUACAUUUAAAGAUUUGCCGUGCUUAAUUACGAGGAAAUUAAAUAAUAGAACCGAUAUUGAUUUUAGUAUGACUGAAUUAGGUGAUGUUUUUUACUUUAAAAAUUUACUACAAUCUGCUCAUCUCAACAUAAUGUUAAUAAAAGACACAAACAGUAAUAAUUUAAGAUUUCUUUGUAAUAAUAAAGAAAUGUUUAAAUUUCUCAAAUUUUAUUGCUUUCUAAAAAUAAAUUAUAUUAAUAUGCUAAAAGUUAUUGAUCAGAAAUCUUAUAAAAUCAGCGACAUGAAAAGUAUUGUUGAAAAUGAAGAAAAUUAUGUUCUCGAAUAUUUGUUAAAAACGAAUGAAUGGGUGGAUAAAUUAUUCUCAAUGAAUUACAUUGAUUAUAAGUAUAAUGAAACUCGAAUGUUUAAAGAAUCAGAUGCUCUUUACUCUCAAAUACCAAAAAUUACCUCAAAUGGUACUGAUUUGUCUAACAAAAUCUAUUCGAUUGUUAAAAACAGUAAGAUUUUUUUGCAAUGUCAGGAACUUAAAAAUAUAUUUGAAGAAGAGCAAUUAAAAUUGUGUCUUGAAGAUUAUUAAUAAUAAAUAAUAUUUUUCAUUA
Messenger RNA from Leptopilina heterotoma, 2652 nucleotides. RefSeq lists its product as uncharacterized. The coding region runs from base 78 to 2630 and encodes 850 amino acids. The transcript has 3 exons. The record is from RefSeq and is a predicted model, not a curated record. Lineage: Eukaryota; Metazoa; Arthropoda; Insecta; Hymenoptera; Figitidae.